Amoebophrya sp. A120 is the source of this 214-nucleotide messenger RNA. NCBI's taxonomy places the organism in Eukaryota, Dinophyceae, Syndiniales, Amoebophryaceae. The record is from the annotation of a GenBank genome assembly.
CCUCUCUCAGACAAUCGCAAUCGCGCGACGCGGAUGGGAAGGAUUAUCGACGAUGACGAUGCACAGGACGAGGACCGGCAGAAAGAUCAGAAGCAAUCCGCUCAAGAAUCAUCCAAACCCAACACGACCGCGCAAACUUCGCGUGCUGGAGUGCUCCAACCUCCCCCGAGGUCCUCGCGGAACAACAGUACAGUGGCAGAAGAUCAUGUGCCUG